AUGAGCAAAAGCACCAACCUAGACAAAACAGAGGCAUGUUUAGCCGAUGGUACACCGUCUGUAACUGAUUUUUCCAAAAUUGACAGUAACAUGAAGGCAUACAUUGACACAGCAUGUCAAGCAUCAUCAAACACAAUAAUUUUAGCAAUCAAGACAUACAUCGACCAAAACAAUGAGGCACACAAGAAUAUGAUCGCUAAAAUAAAUAAGUGUUUAGAUUUAUGUUUUAAUCAGAUUCAGCAGACUCACCAUCAACAUACCACCAGACCACAACAGCAUAAUGAAUCUAAUCCACAAGACAAGCCUCUUACUUCACAUCACAAUCAUAAGUUUAGCAUUUCACCAACUCAACAAAAUAAAGAACACAGUAGCAUAAACACUGGAACUCAGCAAGGUAAUUGCCCUCUAACACCUCUUCUUGACAACUUGACAGUCAGCUCCAAUGGCUUGCAAGGUACAUCCUACAAGCCAUCCUAUGACAGCUCCUAUACAGUUCCCUUACUAAAUGGCACACUCAAGAUAAAAAUGACCACAUGA
Messenger RNA from Cetraspora pellucida, 537 nucleotides. The record is from the annotation of a GenBank genome assembly. NCBI's taxonomy places the organism in Eukaryota, Fungi, Glomeromycota, Glomeromycetes, Diversisporales, Gigasporaceae.